Molecule: messenger RNA, 5216 nt
Organism: Falco peregrinus (peregrine falcon)
Lineage: Eukaryota; Metazoa; Chordata; Aves; Falconiformes; Falconidae
Gene: CPXM2
Product: carboxypeptidase X, M14 family member 2
Exons: 13
Coding region: 385-2580 (731 amino acids)
Biological process (GO): proteolysis
Molecular function (GO): zinc ion binding; metallocarboxypeptidase activity
Source: RefSeq, a predicted model, not a curated record
GAAGAAAGCAGCAGUAAUAAUGAAAAAAGAUUAAAAGAAGCAAGAGAGGCAGGAGAGGAAAAGCAGCAAGCUAACCGCGCUGGAGAUCCCACCUGCCAAACGCCGGCGGAGCGGAGCGCUUGUCCGUCUGUCUGGCUGGUAAGCCUGACGAUCACAUGCAUCCCCGUCCUGCCCCCUCCCUCCACAGCCCUCCGUCCCGCUGCGCUCCUCGCAACUUUUGCAAAACUAGCCCAAAGCAGAGGCACUUUUCACAGGCAGGCUCCUUUAGCCCUCUGUGUCUCUGGGGGCUGGGAGGGGGGGUUGCCAGCUGCCAGGGUUCUCCGUUUUCCCCAUCUACAAAUAAAGUUCUGGGACUUGCAGAGGAGAUUUCUGCAAAAGCAAACGAUGAUUGCCCGUAGCAAGAAAGGCUCAUGUCCUUCUCAACUCUGCCUCGCUCUCUGCGCCUUUGAGCUGGCAUUGCUGGGGGAUGUGUCCCGGGCUGCACCCAUGGACGAUCAGGAUUAUUACCUGCAGGAGAUUAGCAACAGGGAUCAUUAUUAUUCCUUUCCAUAUCCCGGUGAAGAGCUUUUUCCUUUCACGGAGCAACCCGGAGAGGAAGGACCUAUCCGUGCUGCAGAGACAGAGGAGCACCCAGGGUUCAAACCGAGCAGGAAAGAGUUAAAACCGAAGAAAAGCAACAAAAAAGGAAAAUCUAUUCUUGAAACUCCACCAGAUUGUCCUCCACUUGGUCUAGAGACAUUAAAAAUUACUGACUUCCAGCUCCACGCCUCUACAGCGAAGCGGUAUGGCCUGGGGGCCCACAGAGGAAGGCUUAAUAUUCAGGCAGGUGUUAACGAAAAUGAUUUUUAUGAUGGGGCUUGGUGUGCAGGAAGAAAUGACCCAUAUCAGUGGAUUGAAGUAGAUGCUCGAAGGCUAACAAAAUUCACUGGAGUCAUCACACAGGGAAGAAACUCUCUCUGGUCGAGUAACUGGGUGACCUCUUACAGAGUAUUGGUGAGCAAUGACAGUCAUGCAUGGACUGCUGUCAGAAAUGAAUCUGGAGAUGUGAUUUUUGAAGGAAACAGUGAGAAAGAGAUCCCAGUUCUCAAUAUGUUGCCGGUGCCGCUGGUUGCACGUUAUAUCCGUAUAAACCCUCGGUCCUGGUUUGAAGAAGGUAGCAUCUGUAUGAGGCUGGAAAUCUUAGGGUGUCCUUUGCCAGACCCAAAUAAUUAUUACCACAGAAGAAAUGAAAUGACAACCACAGAUAAUCUGGACUUUAAGCAUCACAACUACAAGGAAAUGAGGCAGUUGAUGAAAACUGUGAAUAAAAUGUGCCCGAACAUCACAAGAAUUUACAAUAUUGGAAAAAGCAACCAAGGACUAAAGCUGUAUGCUGUCGAGAUUUCUGACAACCCAGGAGAACACGAAGUUGGUGAACCAGAAUUCCGCUACAUUGCAGGAGCUCAUGGAAACGAAGUGCUUGGACGUGAGCUAAUUCUUUUGUUAAUGCAGUUUAUGUGCCAGGAAUACCUGGCUGGGAACCCGCGCAUUGUACAUCUCAUUGAGGAUACCCGAAUCCACCUCCUGCCCUCAGUCAAUCCGGAUGGAUACGACAAGGCGUAUAAAGCGGGUUCAGAAUUAGGGGGCUGGUCUUUAGGACGAUGGACUCAGGACGGCAUUGACAUCAACAAUAAUUUCCCUGAUUUAAACUCUUUGCUCUGGGAGUCAGAAGAUCAGAAGAAGAGUAAAAAAAAAGUUCCAAACCAUCACAUCCCCAUCCCCGACUGGUACCUGUCUGAAAAUGCUACUGUGGCAGUUGAGACACGAGCAAUAAUAGCAUGGAUGGAAAAAAUUCCUUUUGUGCUGGGAGGCAAUUUGCAGGGAGGAGAGCUGGUGGUGGCGUACCCCUACGACAUGGUGCGAUCGAUGUGGAAAACCCAGGAUUACACACCUACCCCGGACGACCAUGUCUUUCGCUGGCUUGCAUAUUCCUAUGCCUCCACUCACCGGCUGAUGACGGAUGCAAGAAGGAGAGCGUGUCACACAGAGGACUUCCAAAAGGAGGAUGGCACUGUUAACGGAGCCUCCUGGCACACCGUGGCUGGAAGCAUAAAUGACUUCAGUUAUCUGCACACCAACUGCUUUGAGCUGUCCAUCUACGUUGGCUGUGACAAGUAUCCCCAUGAGAGCGAGCUGCCCGAAGAAUGGGAAAACAACCGCGAGUCUCUGAUUGUUUUUAUGGAACAGGUCCAUCGGGGCAUCAAAGGCAUAGUAAAAGAUGUGCACGGAAAGGGAAUCCCAAAUGCUGUUAUUUCAGUAGAAGGUGUUAACCAUGACAUUCGCACAGGAGCCGAUGGUGAUUACUGGCGUCUUCUCAACCCAGGGGAAUACAUGGUGAGUGUGAAGGCGGAGGGCUACACCGCUGCCACCAAGACCUGCGAAGUCGGCUACGACAUGGGAGCUACCCAGUGCGACUUCACCAUCUCCAAAACCAACCUGGCGAGAAUCAAGGAGAUCAUGAAGAAGUUCGGGAAGCAGCCGAUCAGCCUGUCCAUGCGGCGGCUCCGGCAGAGGGCUCGGCAGUGGCGGCAGCAGCGAUAGACCUCAGCCCAGCAGCCCGCGGUGCCCUCGAGCUCUGCUUCUAUCAGCCUGGCUGUAGUCGUAGUGAGAGUUACAUAGCCCAUCUCUGCAUACAUUAUUUCUCUGCACGAGGCCUUUCUGUUAGUGGAGCUGGAUGAGUAGUGGGGUAUUUUUUGUUUUGUUUUUUUUUUUUUUUGUUGGGUGAAAAAUCAGAAACAAAAUUCAAGUUGAACCAAAACAGGCUCCAGUGCGGGGGAGAGGCAGGAAGAAUGUAGAAAGAUGUUUUGAGUUAACCUGGAAUGAAAUUUUUUCCUUGUUGGGUUAUUUAAUCCUUUGUAAAUCUGUUUUCUUUAAAAAUAGAAAAUAGAACAGGAAAAAAAAAAGAAGAUACUUAUAAAGGAGAAGUGUUUUGAAUGAAAAACUGAAAAAUAUUGUUUCUAAAGUAUAAAAUCGGUAUAUUUUUGCAAUUCCAAAAAGUUUUAACACUCUACAUUUUAUUCUUAAAAUAAAGAGGAGGAAGGCUGAGAGGGGACAACUUCUGUUGAAUAUCAUUAAAACUCGUGUCAAAAUUUCAGUCCCCUUUCCUUUUGGCAAGGACCAUGAUACGUGGGGAAAAAUCCUGAAGUGAAUAACCCACCGUAGCUUUCCUGUUUGGGUUGUUUAUGUUUAAGGAUGUCUUGUGAUUCCAGAAUUUAAUGCCAGGAGUGUUUUCUCCUCUUGCUUUUUAAGGAUGCGUUUUAACUCCGUGAACUAAACCUAACGGAAAGGGCACAGGAUAAGGACCACUUCAGCACUGUGGCAUGGCACCCCUUUUCUAACCUGGAGAAGGACUUGAAACAAAGCUUUUCUUGUGGAUGCAGCCAGUUGUGCCAUGUGUUUGAAAGGAGAGCCUUGGUCACUGAUACGUGCAUAGAUUGCAAAUCCACUGAUACCAUCGUUUUUCUUGAUUUUUGGCCUGCCUGUAAGUGUCUUUUGUGCUCAUGCACACCUUGUGCCACUAUCUUCUACGACAUGCAAGGGAUUCUGUGUUUCUCUGCAUGGUCCACUCAUCUUGCCACUGCAGCUGCUGCUGCUUUUUUGGCCUUAUGACUCUAUGGGAGCAGGAUUUGUUCUUUAUUAUUGGCUUUUAAGUAAUAAAAUUGUACAGCAGAAUAGAAUUGAGGCUCAGGAAGGAUGCGGAUCAGAUCUAGGAAAGAAUGAGCUAAAUAAACACUGGACAAAGUAUUAGGUGGUGAACGUCAACUUUGCUCUGUUGGUUUCAGUCUUAUGACCUUAAUUACACCAAAUGAAGGGCCAGCUGCAUGAUAUUAGCCAGUCAAAAGUCUGUGGCUAAAUAAACAUCUCUUAAUAUGCUUGGUAGAAAGACUGCAACAUACACCUCCAAAUAAAAUUCUGUUAUAAACAUUUUAAUUGCUAUUGCAGUUUUUGCCUAUAUAAAAUUAUCCUUGAAAAGACAUUCAUCAAAGUGUCAUUCAAAACUGAGGAAAAAUAAAGUGCAAGUAGAAACCUUACUGUAAAAAUAUCAUAUAUCACCUGCAUUAAAUCAUUUUUUCUUGUCAACAAAUCUUGUAAACAGGUAAAAGGCAGAAGAUUGCAGAAUGAACAACAUAGAACCUUGCAUAACAAAGUCACAUUCUUAAAUUUCUUAGACAAUUCCAGUCCAUGCUUGUUCUACAAUACCAUUAAAUAAUAGCAAUUUAUUUGGCAGCAAGGGCUCAAAGGCAAUAGAAGAGCAUGUACAUAGGUUUCUGUAACUGUAAUUAUGGAACUCCAGCUCCCAGUCAGCAUAAUUUAAAUUAAGUAAUAGAGUUAAAUAAUCCAAUCAGUACGUUAGCAUUUGGAAUUCUAUUUUACUUUUACUCUGUUUACCACCCUUACAGCAUUCUAUAUGCCAUAUAUUUUUGUAUAGCAAAUAUAACAGCAACUUGUCAAGAUGGGAUUAUUUUUUUUUUUUUUUUUGGCAGCUGAGAAGGCAUUAAUGAUGUCUUUGUGCAGGUAAUGGUGUGAAAUCAUUUUGGAAUAUGGAGUAAUGACAGCAGACAAUCCGUUAGCAAUUUAAUUUGUCUUGUUCUUUGGCUUAUGCAGAUUUUGUUGCCACCACAAUAGAUCAGGGCCAUACAUGGGGUUUUGUGAACUGAUGGAGUUUCUUAGGUGGCUUCUCUCUGGAGUCCCACAAAGGCUACGUAGUCAUCUUGCUGGGGGUGGCUGGCAUGGACAGGCAAACGAGGAACUAACCAGCCAAAUUUAAAUCACUCUGAUAAUCAGACUGAGGGUAGAAUCUACUGUCUUAGUCCUGGCAAGUCAGUUCUAUCUUGAAAUAAUGUUUCAGGCUGGUUUGAGAUUUCCUUUACAAACCUAGAGGUCCCUAAGCUUUGUUCUCAGGUAUGAGUUAUCUCAACGAGAGGUUGUUUUUUUAUUUGAUAGCAAGAAGUGGAUUUGAUGGGAAAUUCUUCAACGUCUAUUAGCUAAAAUUAGAUGGACUUUGAUUGCUGGAGACCUCGGUAACAUCAGAUGCUGAAGACAGUGGCCUUGGUUCUCUUUACUGGCUGUGAAUAGUGCUUGCACGUACCUGGGCACAACAGGACUAUGACUAAUGCAAGUGACCUUACUCCAUUUUAGUCCAGGCAUUGUUAAAUAAAUGGCCUACUAGCUGUCAA